This is a messenger RNA of Lolium perenne, 1343 nucleotides long. Its product is annotated as GDSL esterase/lipase At1g20120. NCBI's taxonomy places the organism in Eukaryota, Viridiplantae, Streptophyta, Magnoliopsida, Poales, Poaceae. The record is from RefSeq and is a predicted model, not a curated record. Gene Ontology annotation, molecular function: hydrolase activity, acting on ester bonds.
CCAUCCAUGAUCCAUCCUCCAUACAAGCAGAGAACCAGUAGGCAGUAGUGUGCAGAGCACAGCAAUGGCGUCUCUUUGCCGAGGCUACCUCCUGUUCGUCCACCUCCUGCUGCUGCCCGUGGCGCUUCUCCCGUGCGCCCAUGGAGCACCAGCAGACACGGGUAAGAUCAAAAUCUCGGCCGUCUUCGUGUUCGGCGACUCCAUCGUCGACCCCGGCAACAACAAUAAUCGGCUCACGGAGGCGAAGGCAGACUUCCCGCCCUACGGCCAGGACUUCCCCGGCGGGGCGGCCACCGGGAGAUUCUCCAACGGCAAGGUCCCUGGGGACAUGUUUGCUUCAGGGUUCGGAAUUAAGAAACUACUGCCACCAUACAUUGGAGACGAUCUUCAACUAAGUGACCUACUUACUGGUGUCGUAUUUGCCUCAGGAGGCAGUGGAUAUGAUCCUUUAACUUCUAUACCCGCGACUGCUACAUCAAGUACCGGGCAGCUUGAGUUAUUCCUUGAGUAUAAGGAGAGGUUAAAAUAUUUAGUUGGUGAAGAGGAGACGACACGUGUAAUCUCUGAAGGCAUAUACUUCACAGUCAUGGGGGCAAAUGACCUUGCAAACAAUUACUUUUUACUCCCCUUGAGGCGCCAUCAAUAUGACCUUCCUUCAUAUGUUAACUUUCUUGUUUCUUCGGCCGUCAACUUCACUAUGAAAUUAAAUGAGAUGGGUGCAAGGAGAAUUGGGUUCAUUGGCAUUCCACCAGUUGGAUGUUGUCCUUCACAAAGAAUACUUGGAUCAAGAGAAUGUGAGCCAUUGAGGAAUCAAGCAGCACAAUUAUUCAAUUCUAAAAUCACAAAUGAAAUACGCCGGCUAAAUGAAGAACAAAGUGUUCCAGGCUCAAAGUUUGCUUAUCUUGAUAUAUACUACAAUUUGCUUGAUCUCGUUCAGCGACCACAAUUUUAUGGUUUCAAGGAGGUAGCCGAGGGAUGCUGUGGCAGCACAGUACUAAAUGCAGCAAUAUUCAUUAAAAAUCAUCAUGCAUGUCCAAAUGUUAACGAUUUCAUUUUUUGGGACAGCUUCCACCCUACUGAAAAGGCCUACAGCAUUGUGGUUGAUAAACUCUUUCAGCAAAAUAUGCAUGACCUAAUGUGAAUCUCCGGACACAUGAACAAGUUCUAUUAGAAUCACAAGUCAAUUUGAGAGUUAGUACUCUCCUCCACUGUGACUAUUUGACCGUGUGCAUGUAUACUUUUACAAUGAGUGAAUGUUUUAACCUUUCAAAUGGGUCAGAGCUUGUCGAACAUAUGCGGGAAUUGUUCUUAUAGACUCGAACAUGUACCUGUUUCGAACUUUC